Messenger RNA from Saprolegnia diclina VS20, 839 nucleotides. Its product is annotated as electron transfer flavoprotein beta subunit. The record is from RefSeq and is a predicted model, not a curated record. Gene Ontology annotation, molecular function: electron transfer activity. The transcript is spliced from 2 exons. The coding region runs from base 28 to 783 and encodes 251 amino acids. Gene Ontology annotation, cellular component: cytosol. NCBI's taxonomy places the organism in Eukaryota, Oomycota, Saprolegniomycetes, Saprolegniales, Saprolegniaceae.
UACGAAACAGCAAAAUCCACAUUUGCCAUGAAGGUCCUGGUUGCUGUCAAGCGCGUCGUCGACUACGCCGUCAAGGUCCGCGUGACGCCCACCGGCGUCGACCUCAACAACGUCAAGAUGAGCAUGAACCCGUUCUGCGAAAUCGCGGUCGAAGAGAGCAUCCGCCUCAAGGAGCAGAAGCUCGCGACCGAGGUCAUCGCGGUCUCGAUCGGGCCCAAGCAGGCGCAGGAGACGCUCCGCACGGCCUUGGCCAUGGGCUGCGACCGUGGCAUCCACAUUGAGACCGACAUGCGCCUCGACCAGGACCUCCAGCCGCUCGCGGUCGCCAAGCUCCUCGCCAAGAUUGUCGAGGAAGAAAAGCCCGAAAUCGUCGUCCUCGGCAAGCAGAGCAUUGACUCGGAUGCGUGCCAGACCGGUGGCUUCCUCGCCGGCCUCCUCAACUACCCGCAGGCCACGUUUGCGAGCAAGCUCACGAUCGCCGACAAGAAGGCCACGGUCACGCGCGAAACGGACGCGGGCGUCGAGACGCUCGAGUGCCCGCUCCCCGCCGUGCUCACGGCCGAUUUGCGCCUCAACCAGCCCCGCUACGCGACGCUCCCCAACAUCAUGAAGGCCAAGAAGAAGCCGAUCGCGACCAAGUCGAUCGCGGACCUCGGCGUCGACGUCACGCCCCGCAUCACGACCGUCAAGGUUGAGAACCCGGCGACGCGCAAGGCCGGCAUCCUCGUUCCGGACGUCGAUACGCUUGUCGAGAAGCUCAAGAACGAAGCCAGCGUCAUCUAGAUGGGUUGUUGCGUGUACCACUAACGACCGCUACAUCCAAUACGUGUCGAUCUGCA